GGACCCUCAUCCAACUGCCCGGAUGUGCUCCUGGAGCUGAUCCGGGCGGGGAUGCGGGUGGUGCGCAUGAACUUCUCGCACGGCACCCACGAGUACCAUUGCCAGACGAUUCAGGCGGCCCGCAAGGCCAUGGCCAUGUACGUGGAGCAAACGGGUCUGCCCAGGACCGUGGCCAUUGCCCUGGAUACCAAGGGUCCGGAGAUACGAACGGGAAAGCUGGCCGGUGGCAGUGACACCGCUGAAAUCGAGCUCCAGCCGGGUGGGAAGGUCACUUUGAGCACCAAGAAGGAACUGGAGGAUAAGUGCACCGCGGAGGUCAUCUACGUGGACUACCCGCGAUUGCCGGAGCUUGUUAAGCCGGGAAAUCGGAUAUUUGUGGACGAUGGGUUGAUCGCCCUGGUGGUCAAGGAAACCAAGGGCGAGGAGGUGAUCUGUCAGGUGGAGAACGGUGGUAAGCUGGGCUCCCACAAGGGCAUCAAUCUGCCCGGCGUUCCGGUGGAUCUGCCCAGCGUGACCGAGAAGGAUAAGCAGGACCUCAAGUUCGGGGCGGAGCAGAAGGUGGACAUGAUCUUUGCGUCCUUCGUCCGCGACGGGAAGGCUCUCAAGGAAAUUCGCCAGGCCCUUGGUCCUUCGGGCCAGCACAUAAAAGUCAUCUCGAAGAUCGAAAACCAACAAAGUCUGGCCAAUAUAGACGAGAUAAUCCGCGAAUCCGACGGCAUAAUGGUGGCUCGUGGCGAUAUGGGCAUUGAAAUACCCACAGAAGAUGUGCCUCUGGCCCAGAAAUCAAUCGUGGCCAAGUGCAACAAGGUGGGCAAGCCCGUGAUCUGCGCCACCCAGAUGAUGGAGUCGAUGACGAACAAGCCGCGACCCACACGAGCCGAGGCCUCGGAUGUGGCCAAUGCGAUCUUCGAUGGAUGCGAUGCCGUCAUGCUGUCCGGCGAGACGGCCAAGGGCAAGUAUCCGGUGGAGUGUGUCCAGACCAUGGCCAGGAUCUGCGCCAAAGUGGAGGCUGUUCUGUGGUACGAGAACCUGCAGAACAGCCUAAAGAGGGAAAUCCGGUCGAGUGCCGCCGAUCACAUUUCAGCGGUGACCACGGCAAUUGCGGAGGCGGCCACGGUGGGUCAGGCCCGGGCCAUUGUGGUGGCCAGUCCGUGCUCCAUGGUGGCCCAGAUGGUCAGCCACAUGAGGCCGCCUUGUCCCAUUGUGAUGCUCACUGGCUGCCAGUCCGAGGCCGCUCAAUCCCUGCUCUUCCGCGGUGUUUACCCACUCCUCGUGGAGGAAAUGGUUAUUGGGAGCCUGAACUUUCGACGCAUCAUGCAGUCGGGCCUCAAGCUAAUGGCCAAGAUGGACAUUCUUGAGCCGGGCCAAAAGGGAUCGGUGGUGCUGGUUAAUGCCAUGUCGGCGGAGAAGAUCACCUUCCGGCUUUUUACUAUCCGUCAGCAGACCACCGCCGAGCGGGAUCAGGAGGAGCGCUGCCGGAAAUUGGCCCUGGAAGAGAGCUGCAAGCAGAGGGCUGAAAAGGAGGCCUGUGAAAAGCUCAAGCAGGCGGAAGAAUGCCGGAAAAUGCGCGAGGCAGAAGAGUGUAAGCAGAAGAAACUGGCCGAAAAAUGUAAGAAGACCGAAGAAAAGCGAAAAGAAUGCCCAAAGAAAGACGAUGCGAUGGCAAAAUGCAUGCAAAUGCAGAAAGAAAGCCAAAUGCUAGCGGAAGCUGAGAAGAAACGCCGAGAAGAAUCUGAAAAGUGCUGCAAACUAGAGGAAGAGAAGAAAAGCAGAGAAGAAUUUGAACAAAUCUGCAAGAAAAGUAACGAGGAAGCUGAAAAUCGUAGGAAGAGGGAAGAGCAGUUGAAGUGCAAAUUAUCCGAAGAGAAGAAACGGAAUGAGGCGGAACUCAAGAUAAUUGAGGAGGAGGUGGCCAAAAUAGAAGCUGCCCAGAAAGCCAAGCGUUUGAAGGAGGAGGAGAAGAAGAAGAUGGAGCUCAUAAGCUGCAAGCAACUGUGCGAGGAAAAGCAAAAGAAAAAACAAGCUGAAAAGUGCAAAAGGCAGGAAAGGGAUAAGAAAUUGGCAGCAAUGGAGAAGAGGUGGAAGCAGGUUGCGGCCAAAAGAAAGCAGAAAAGGGAGGCUGAGCUCUGCAAAAAAAUGGCGAAAAACAAGAAGAAAGCCAAGGCAAAAUCAGACGACAAGGUUCUAAAAUCUGUGUGCAAAAAGCUGAAGGAAUCUCUCACGGAUCCAGAUAAUUCAAACAAGGGCAAGAAAUAG
Molecule: messenger RNA, 2256 nt
Organism: Drosophila takahashii
Lineage: Eukaryota; Metazoa; Arthropoda; Insecta; Diptera; Drosophilidae
Product: pyruvate kinase
Biological process (GO): glycolytic process
Cellular component (GO): cytoplasm
Molecular function (GO): pyruvate kinase activity; magnesium ion binding; potassium ion binding
Source: RefSeq, a predicted model, not a curated record